Molecule: messenger RNA, 2324 nt
Organism: Anolis carolinensis (green anole)
Lineage: Eukaryota; Metazoa; Chordata; Lepidosauria; Squamata; Anolidae
Gene: polr1g
Product: RNA polymerase I subunit G
Exons: 4
Coding region: 33-1418 (461 amino acids)
Biological process (GO): transcription by RNA polymerase I
Cellular component (GO): RNA polymerase I complex
Molecular function (GO): RNA binding
Source: RefSeq, a predicted model, not a curated record
ACUUUUUCAGGAGGCUCCUCCCCUUUUCAAGAAUGGAACCGCCCACCCAACCCGGAAGUGGCUUCAGUUCAUGGGCUCCACGUGGGAGAGAAGGCAGGAUGGGAAGCCCGGAAGCGCUACCCCGUUUCAAGUGUCCGCCAGACUUUGUUGCCAGCUGCUUUGCUCCCGGACCCCCGUUCUCCCUUGAGAUACUGGAAGACCCGUCCAAGGAACUCCUUCUGAUCCGAGCCCCGGCCAACUUCAGCCCAGAAAGCUUUGAAGGGCAGGCGCUGCCUCUCUCGGGCAGCCACACGGUCAAGCUGCCCCAGUCCAAUGGGGCCCAGAAGAUCUUUGGCAUUCAGGCCGCUCUGGGGCCACCGUCCAGCUCUGCCCGCUUGCUGGUCCCCUCGGGCCGCGGCCAGGACCGCCUCUCUUGCGCGCCGCCCUUCGGGGGGUCCUUGACCGUCGUGGAGCGGCAUGGCGACCCCGGCACAAACACGAUCUUCUUCCCGGCGGCCGGACAAGCAGCCCCGCAGGUCCCGGAAGGCCUCAAGCAGCGCUUCAUGCCAUUCGGGGGGCAGAGGAAGAGACCCGCCUUGGGGGAUGCCGCAGGGGGGCCUCCGCGGAAGAAGCCGCAGAAGAAGGGCAAGCGCCGGUUGCAUCUCACGGAGUACAUGUGGGGACCCCAGGAAGAGGUGUCUGCAGUGGAAGCGAACGGAAAGGAGUCUCCGCAAGAGCUGAAUAGCAGCGCCCUGGCUCCCUCGCAAGAAACUUCGCUCUCGGCAGACUAUCCAAACCACAGAAGAAAGAAGAAGAAGAAGAAAGUGAAGGAGGAGGCGACGGAGACUUUCCUAACAGAGGCUGACUCCAUAACCCAUCACUCUCAAUCUGAGACGCAUUCGGACUCCCUAACCCAGCAGCCUGCGUUGGAAUUGAGCCUUGAGACCUCUUUGGGAGGAAACGGCGACGUCGAGGAAGAGAAGAAGAAGAAAAAGAAGAAGAAGAAGGAAAAGGAAGCCGCUGUCGAGGAGGAACCAAUGGACAUAAAGGAAGAACCUGGGCUGGAAAGUUCAUGGGAAGGCUUAGUAAAAGCCUCUGGACAUAAGAAAAAGAAGAAAAAGAAGGAAAAGGUGGAGGAAGAGGUGCUGCCAAAGCAAGGAAACGGAAGCAUUUUGGAGACGGGGUCUAUCAAGGAGGAGCCGAUAGAGUUGGCCACCGGUUCUGCAAACGAGGAGCCGUUGGAACCAAACGUUCCCAUCCACAAGAAGAAGAAAAAGAAGAAGGCGAAAGAAGAAGAAGAAGAAGGGACAAAACAGUCGGAAAGAACCGUGUUAAAGGAAGAGACGCAAAGCUUGGAAGAGCCGGAGCACAACGUGGAAACGCCGAGCCAAAAGCACAAGAAGAAGAAGAAGAAGGAGCACAAGAUGGAAGAGGCCUAAAGGGACUGCGUUUCCCAGAAAUUAUCUGGAGCAUAACACGAGGGUUGAAUGAAAAGUAAUGCCUCCACCUUCGUGAUGGCAGUCCUGGUCUGCGGCAGGGACUGGCUUGUUCAGGAGACUCUCUACAUUUAGUUCCAUUUGGCGGGAAGCCUUAGCAUUGAACGGUUGUGUUGUUAAAGUGCAAAGUAUGGAACCUUGCACAGACGGUCGGUCAAUGAGACUUAGGAAAUAUCUGACUUGCGUGACGAACAAAGAGUUGGACAUCCUGUUGCAACAACUGCCGAGUUUCACAAGCGAAAGGUUGGCCGAUUGAUUCAGGACGAUUGUCGUAUCACUCAGGGAAAUUUCAAGCAUCAUCGGCAUUUCGCAAGAAUGUGUGGUCACAUUAAUGCUUUGCCUGGCAAUCGGAAGAUCCAACUCUUUGUCACGCAAGUCAGAUGUUCCCACCACAACAUCUUGAAACUUACUCACCCAACGACACACAAGACUCACACGAACACAAUCACCAUAAACAGCUUGCAUUCUCUGAGGAAUCUCCUUUUGGGUGACAACUUCUGCUGUCAAGAAUUCAGUGACAACUUCUGCUGUCAAGAAAUAUUAAUCCAACCAUUAUCUUCAAUCCAUUUGUGUUUUAGAAUGCAGAACACACUCUGUAUUAUUUUUAGUCCACAUAAAAGGUUUCCAUUGUUUUUUGCUGUUUCUGCCACUUGGAUUUCUGUAAAAUUAAAGCUAAUUGUGUAAAAGAUGGAACUUGGGAUUCGCAAAGACGGGACCCAUCAUAAUCCCAUAGCAAUCCUCAUCCAUCCUUUUCCUAUCCGCAACCUCUUUAGCAGAAUCGGGAACUUGGAAAAGUUGGAAAAGGAGGAGGCCUUGCACCUCGUUGCUUAUAAAAACACAAUAAUCAAA